GGUACGCGGGAGCCUGGGCUGGGAAGCGGAGCGGGAGGGUGCGGCCCGAGAAGCACCGCAGGCGCCGGGAUGGUGAGGGGGAAGGUCCCCGCGCGCUCCCCGAGCAGCCCCGCGGCUGAUUCCGGGCUUGUCAGGAAGCUCUCUCGAAAGAAAAACAAGCAAAAACGGUUCUGGAAAAACAGAGCGAACGGAUUAGGCAGGAGGCCGCUGAGCGCCGCCAGUGUGGUGGUGCGGCCGCCGAAGGCACCAGAAGAUUUUUCUCGGAACUGGAAGGCGCUGCUGGAGCUGCUGAAACAAAAAUCACAGGCCUCAGAAAAGCCUCUUGUUAUCUCUCAGAUGGUUUCCCAAAAGCAGCCUGAGAUUAUCCAGCGAAACAGAAAAGAGACCUCAGAUAAAGCAAAGACAGAUGAGAUGGCGACAGAAGACCAAGAGGCGACCAGGGCCUCUGUUCCCACAGGGUCUAAGAUGGAGAGGAAGACGCCAGCACCUGCUGUGAAGGCCGGAGGAGCAGAGCAUGAUGCGAAGGGAGCCAAGAAAAGGGCAGAUGGUGACAUAGCUGCAAAACGAGGGAGUAUCAAGCAUAAGAAGCGGAAAGCUGAGGAGGCGGCAGCCUCAGCCCCCAACCCACCCACUGAGGAAGACAUCUGGUUUGAUGAUGUGGACCCAGUGGAUAUUGAAGCUGCCCUAGGCCCAGCGGCAGCCAAGAUAGCAAGAAGACAGCUGGGUCAGAGCGAAAGCAGCGUCACGCUUGUGAAGGAGCAGGCCUUUGGCGGCCUGACCAAGGCAUUAGCCAUGGAUUGUGAGAUGGUGGGCGUGGGCCCCAAGGGGGAGGAGAGCAUUGCUGCCCGUGUGUCCAUCGUGAACCAGUAUGGCAAAUGUGUCUAUGACAAGUACGUCAAGCCGACUGAGCCCGUGACAGACUAUAGGACAGCAGUCAGCGGGAUACUGCCCGAGAACCUCCAGCAGGGAGAAGAAAUUGAAGUUGUUCAGAAAGAAGUGGCAGAAAUGCUGAAGGGCAGAAUUCUGGUUGGACACGCACUGCAUAAUGACCUCAAGGUGCUGUUUCUGGAUCAUCCAAAAAAGAAGAUUCGGGACACACAGAAAUAUAAACCUUUUAAAAGUCAAGUGCAGAGCGGAAGGCCAUCCCUGAAGCUGCUUUCAGAGAAAAUCCUGGGGAUCAGGGUCCAGCAAGCAGAGCAUUGUUCAGUUCAGGAUGCCCAGGCGGCCAUGAGACUCUAUGCCAUGGUGAAGAAGGAGUGGGAGAGCUUGGCACGAGGCAGGCACCCUGCAGGGGCCGCACCCGACAGCCGCAGUGAUGCUGCCUGACAGACGCGGCCCUGCUACUGCCCCUUCUGCUGACUUGCAGUAGCACCUUGGUCCCAAGGCCACCUGACCAAGGCACGAGUGCAUCAGGUCUCCCCCAAAGCAGCACGCUACUGAGAACUUCUUCUUGACUUGUGGUCUAAGAGGCCUUCCUGCCAUGUGUGUUUGGGGGCAGGAUGGCAGGGAUGUAGCAGGGAAGAAAGUUGGAGGCAGCCUGGCAACCUCACCAUCUGCUGAGCACCAGAGUGGAAUGGGACGUUUGGGCUGUUGGCCUGCCUGGUGCUGGACUUGACAGACUGUGGUGGGAUUCACCCUGGGUCCAAAAGCAGAAAGCAUCAUGAGUGCUCAGCACCUCCUUCCUCUAAGGAGGCCCUUUUUCUUCCCUUGUCUUGGGUGAUAUGACGAGCUUUGCUGGACCUGAGGGACCCCGGCCAGUGUUUGCACUUAGCUCCUGAGAAGCAGCUGGCUGGUACAGCAGCUACUCACUGGACAAUUUCCUGUGGCCAUUUGGACUUUCAGAGAAGCUCUUAGGGCUGAGGCUCCCUUCUCCCAUUUAUCUGAGUUGGCCCCAAGAUUAGCUGGUAGGUGAGGACCAGCAAGAGCUUCUCCCACAGCACGUGACAUGAGGCACCGCAGUCACUUGGACAUUUAUUUCUGGAUGUUAGUGGACAUGCUGCCCUUGGGCUUUGUAAGCUGGGAGCCGAGUGAGUGCCUCUGGGCAGCCUGCAGCCUUUUUGGCCCAGGUUUGAGAUUCCGUCUGGGGACUGAAGUCCAGCACCAGUUGUACUGACAAGUGCAUAAAGCUGCCCAGUGGCCAUACACACAGUGCCAGCCCACUGGGGUGCUGUUGAACAUAAACACAGAUGCACCUUGAAUGUGUGGUGGAGGCCUAGCAUUGUCCUCACUGGAGCAGUCUGAAAGGACUGUGGGUCCAGAUGGCUGCCUGGCCAGGCAGGGGAGAGGUCUAUGUAGACAGGGAUAAGUGCCCCACUGGCCAGUCAUGGCCUGCUGCUGAAACAACUAAGGCACUCUAGGAACUGGCCUUGGGCCUUUUUAUUAGUCAGCUCAGAGAUAAACAUGCUGGUCCCGGCAACCAUCUUCCUGCUGCCA
Messenger RNA from Nycticebus coucang (slow loris), 2433 nucleotides. RefSeq names its product REX4 homolog, 3'-5' exonuclease (gene REXO4). The coding region runs from base 70 to 1326 and encodes 418 amino acids. The transcript has 8 exons. Gene Ontology annotation, biological process: DNA catabolic process; rRNA processing. Gene Ontology annotation, molecular function: 3'-5' exonuclease activity; nucleic acid binding. The record is from RefSeq and is a predicted model, not a curated record. Gene Ontology annotation, cellular component: nucleus. NCBI's taxonomy places the organism in Eukaryota, Metazoa, Chordata, Mammalia, Primates, Lorisidae.